AACUUGAGGAGCACAGUGAUGCACGCACAGACUUUAUAGCUCGCCCCUAAAGUAGAACCAGUUGUAGUUUAGAAUCCAUGACAGGUGUCUGUGGGAGCUGAGCAUCAAUACAAGCUCCACUUGUUAGUUUGCCGAAGUUCACUGUUCGCUGCUGACUUUGUUUUGUGUGGUCGGGCUAACGCAAAGUUAGCUAGGAUGCUAACAUGAUGCUAAACCCAUCGGGCGGUUUACCAGAUGACCGGAAAUCCAUGUACAGCCAGUCGCCAAACAGCGUGUACAGAACUGGCGAUAAAACCAGCCCCAUCAGCGUCAUCCUGGUGAGCUCCGGCAGCCGAGGGAACAAGCUCCUCUUCCGGUAUCCGUUCCAGAGAGCGGCGGAGUGCCCGGCAUCUCUCACAGCUAAACAGCGGAGUCCAUAUGCACAGAACACAACUGGGGACGUUGUUGAAGAUCAGGAUGGUGACUCGAGGGAACAAUCUCCACUAACUGACGAACAGUUGGUAGCAGGGUUCUCUGACAUCAUCCUCGCCACCAUCCUGGCCACCAAAUCCGACAUGUGUGGAAAGAAGUUUGAACUGAAGAUAGACAAUGUUCGGUUUGUGGGUCACCCGACUCUCCUCCAACAUCCACCCAUCAUUCAGGUUUCUAAAACAGAUCCUUCCCCAAAGAGAGAGAUGCCCACGAUGAUCUUGUUUAAUGUGGUGUUUGCACUCAGGGCGAACGCCGAUCCCUCCGUCAUCAGCUGCAUGCACAACCUGUCGCGCCGCAUCGCCAUCGCUCUGCAGCACGAGGAGCGGCGCUGCCAGUACCUGACCAGAGAGGCCAAACUGAUGCUGGCCGUCCAGGAUGAGAUCACUACCACGACUGAGACAGAUGGAAGCCCCCAGUCCCCAUUUAGACAAAUCCUUCCUAAAUGUAAACUAGCCAGGGACCUGAAGGAGGCAUAUGACAGCCUUUGUACAACUGGUGUUGUGCGACUACAUAUAAACAACUGGCUGGAGGUGAGUUUCUGUUUACCCCACAAGAUCCACAGGAUUGCUGGCAACCACAUCCCCCCAGAGGCAUUAGAGCGCAGCCUUAAGGCCAUAAGACCGUAUCAUGCCUUGUUGCUACUGGAGAGUGAGAAGGCUCUACUGAGUCAGCUCCCUCUGGACUGCUCGCCUGCAAUGGUGCGACUCAUCAAGACCUGCUCGGCUGUGAAGAACCUGCAGCAGCUCGCCCAGGACACUGACCUGGCCUUACUCCAGAUCUUUCAAAUCGCAGCACACUUGGUUUACUGGGGCAAAGCGAUCAUCAUCUACCCGCUGUGCGAGAACAACGUGUACAUGCUGUCUCCUCAUGCCAACAUCUGCCUAUACUCAACGCUGGCUGAGCACUUUGCUCAGCAGUUUCCGGGUCAUGAUCUUCCGAGCAUGUUAGCCAAGUUCUCACUACCUGUCUCACUGGCUGAGUUCCGAAACCCCCUGGAUGCUCCUGCACAGGAGGCCCAGCUGAUUCAAAUGGUGGUGUGGAUGCUUCAGCGCCGCCUGAUGAUCCAGCUGCACACUUAUGUUUGCCUGCUGGUGCUGCCCAACGAGGAUGAGCCUGGGCUGAGGGAAGAAGACCCUCCGCUGGCCGCCAGAGUAGGAGGCCGAAGUCUCAGUACCCCUAGUGCCCUCAGCUUCGGUUCCCCAACCAGCAGCGAUGAUAUGACCCUCACCAGUCCCAGUAUGGACAACUCCAGUGCCGAGCUGCUGCCUGGUGGAGACUCUCCACUAAAUAAAAGGAUGACGGAGACUCUGCUCGCCAGCCUGUCAGAGCAUGAGAGGCAGGUUAUACUGAACAUCCCAGCAGCACAAAAUCCAGAGGAUCUGCGGAUGUUUGCCAGGCUGCUGCACUAUUUCCGGGGGCAUCAUCACCUGGAAGAGAUUAUGUACAAUGAGAACAUGAGGCGCUCGCAGCUCAAGACGCUGUUUGACAAGUUCCGCAGUGUCCUCGUGGUGACCAACCACGAGGAUCCCAUCAUUUCAAUCUUCCAGUCACCCAUGGCGUAGUGGCACAGAGACAUUAUCUGCUCUCAGCAACUGGAAGAGAUGAGCGGCCAAUAACCUGCUGUGCUCACAGCAAUAUCAGGAUUUCAAAAUCAUUACACAAAUUGAUUGCAUUAAUGUGUGCAGAUUUACAAGGUGUAGAAAGUGUUUUAGCUUUACGAGCCAAAUGUUUGUUUACAAUAUUAAAUUAUUUUGUACA
Limanda limanda (common dab) is the source of this 2229-nucleotide messenger RNA. RefSeq names its product NPR3-like, GATOR1 complex subunit (gene nprl3). Gene Ontology annotation, biological process: TORC1 signaling; cellular response to amino acid starvation; negative regulation of TORC1 signaling. The transcript has 14 exons. NCBI's taxonomy places the organism in Eukaryota, Metazoa, Chordata, Actinopteri, Pleuronectiformes, Pleuronectidae. The record is from RefSeq and is a predicted model, not a curated record. Gene Ontology annotation, cellular component: GATOR1 complex. The coding region runs from base 204 to 2033 and encodes 609 amino acids.